Vicia faba (fava bean) is the source of this 363-nucleotide messenger RNA. The record is from the annotation of a GenBank genome assembly. Lineage: Eukaryota; Viridiplantae; Streptophyta; Magnoliopsida; Fabales; Fabaceae.
AUGUUGAACUCUUUCGCCGACCGAUAUACAGCUGGGAAAGUUGGUCCUUCCUGUAUAGGAAGCAAAGGUGCAGAGUUAGUUGAUGGACUGAUCAUUAGAGAAGGAGAUUAUAAACUUGUUAAGACAAGGUUUAGUGCAUUCUUUUCUACACAUCUUCACUCAGUCCUUCAAGGAGCAGGAAUCAAUACAUUGGUAGUCACUGGUGUUCAAACUCCAAACUGUAUAAGGCAUACUGUCUUUGAUGUUGUGGCAUUGGACUAUCAACAUGUGACUGUUCUUGUUGAUGCUACUGCAACAACCACACCUGAUAUUCAUCUUGCCAAUGUGUUUAUGUUAGAGUUGCAGCGGAAAUUUGGCUUCUAA